Messenger RNA from Trichoderma virens Gv29-8, 1122 nucleotides. RefSeq lists its product as uncharacterized. The transcript is spliced from 3 exons. NCBI's taxonomy places the organism in Eukaryota, Fungi, Ascomycota, Sordariomycetes, Hypocreales, Hypocreaceae. The record is from RefSeq and is a predicted model, not a curated record. The annotation marks the transcript as partial. Gene Ontology annotation, molecular function: ADP binding.
CUACCAUUUGGUCGGAAUCCAAGCUUUUUCGGCCGUGCCGAUCUCCUAGAUGAGAUUCGUAAUGCUCUGGUAACUUCUGCGGAUGAACCGCAAUCAGUUAGGUCUGUCGCUUUGUGGGGUAUUGGAGGUAUUGGAAAAUCCCAAGUUGCACUUGAAUACGCCAACAAGCAGAUACAAGAGGAGUGCCAGCUUGUCCUGUGGAUCCCAUCACAGACAGCAAUGGACAUGUCGAGAGCUCUGGUUCAUGCGGCAGGCCAAGUACGCCCUCCAGGCUACGAGGAGAACAUGUCUGCAGAACGGAUUCGCUUCUUGAUGUGGAAUUGGCUCCAAACAACUGACGACAACGAUCUAUUGAAUUCCAACUGGCCUGUUACCGGCAACGGCCAAAUUUUGGUGACCUGUCGAAGCGAGCUCGUUGCGGCCUCCCCCGUCGCAAGCGCACUGGAGAUUCCUCCUUUCACGCCCGAAGAAGGCGGCAAGCUUUUGCUUAAUCUUGCUCGCAAGCAGAAUCCAACAAGCGAAGAUAUUUCUUUGGCUGAAGAGCUGUCUGAGAUGCUUGGAGGCCUGGCACUGGCAAUCCAGAUCACAGCUAGCCAGAUAUUUGUGAGAAGAAAGUCCAUGAAGCAUUUUCUGCCCUUUUUCAAAGAGAACAAGAAAUCCCUCCGCAUGCCACCGAAAUACGCCCCAAGGAACCCUUAUUAUACCGAUAAUCUCGAGACAGUGUGGAAGACCGCUUUCGAGAGCCUGGAUGAAAAUAGCUCCCGUCUACUAGGUUUGAUUUGUUUCUGUGCCCCUGACGACAUACCGCGCCAUUUAAUUAAUACGACACACGCAAUUCCGGACACCUGCUACGCAGAGGUUGAAGCGCAAUUGCUUCGGAUGUCCUUGAUUAAGAUCAACGAGGACUCUGAGAUGAUCUCGCUCCAUCGGCUUGUCCAAGAGGCAUACUACGAUUACCAAUCAGACACACAGCGCCAUGAAACUUUUCAAGUCAUCUAUCGCCUGCUGUGUGAAGCCUUUCCCAAACGAGAGCUGCGACGACAGAUGUAUCAAGUAUGGGACACGUGCGAGCUGCUAAUCCAUCACAUUGAGGCUGCCCAGGACAAAUACGAGGCGCUUAGG